UUAUGCAGCAAGAGGGGACUGUGAAGGAGAGGCGGGGAGAAGCGAGAGAGGAAGGGAACGGAUCGUCAAAGAAUAGCAGCGCCGAUGCAGCGGAGUGGGUGUUGAUCUUCGCGAGGAAGAAUAAGAAUCACCUUUGUUUCUUUCUCUCGGACGCGGAGACGAGGAACGCGAAGGACGGAAGCCGGACAGGUUGAAGAAUAACGGAAGGGAAAAGGAUAGGAAAGGAGGAAGGAGAGAAAGAGGCGGUUGAUCUCCGACACUUAGGUCCAGGUAUUGAUACCCUAGCUUGUGAUCUAGGCAUGCUUUGCUUAGGUCAUCUUGCGACUCGAAUAUGAAGGAUUGGCGUGGUGGCGAUAAUGGCCGCCGAAAUGAACCGCCGUGGUUGGGAUUUCGCUUCGUUGAAUCGUGUCUUUCGAACUAAGGGACAGAUAUUUUGGCAUGUAUGCUGUGUUUUUGGUAUUUGAACACAGUUCACAAAGGCCUGGAUCGUGGAUCUGUGUGGGUGUCGACAGGAUCCUCGCAGGAACACUGUAAUAAGUAUACUCGUGUUGGGUUUCUCGGUUUGGGUCGUCGAUCUUGCAUGAAACGAAGGGAUUUGCUCACUGCAACCUGCCUCUUGAUGGACUUGCUGCUUGCGUCGUAGUGCUCUUCCCUAGGGAUGGCCGUCUCAGGUCUAAGCGCAGGGAAAUGUGCUGUUUUCUCUUCUGACUUCCGCCGGGAAUCUGGUCUCACAAGCUCUUGAUUCUUGUCGCCCCUGACGAUUACUGCCGUCUACCUGCUGUCUUACUUUUCGUGGGUCUCUUUUAGGUUUUGGCUUGGGGCUUAAUCUGGUGCCUGCGCUGGCAUCAUCCUAACAGAAGAGAUCUUCCACAGUGGCUCUGGACCUGCAAGUUGAUCAUUAUUUCUUUUGGCCAGAAAGAUGAUGAGGGAUUUGAGUCAAUGGUUCAUCUGUGUACCUUUUAUGGAGGUUGUGCCUCAAAAAUUUUAAACCAUCGAUGAUUAAAGUGCUGCAUGAGUUGUGAUUGCAAAUGUGUAGUUGAUGGUUGUGGAGCUUUCUCAGAGAAUACAGAGUAACAUGGGACUUGAACUUCCAAGACCUAUAGAUCCUCACUUGAAGUGGAAAACAACUGGUAAGGGCAGGCAAAGAGGUGCAAGACGAGCUAGAACUUCAUAUGCUUGGGGCAAUCAGAAAAACCGUAUGGUCAAUAAUUUCAGGAGUGAGGGUAUGAUGCAUAAGGGUCCGAAGAGAGCAGGAGAUAUUUCUGUCUCUGAGUCUGAGAAGGUUGGUGUCAGCAUUCUUGGACGAUGCUUCAGUGACUCCCUCAGUAUUGUUCCCAUAAAGAAAAGGAAAAUUCUUUUAGUUAGUUCUCCAUCAUCUACAUUGCAGUCUACUUAUUCAGAUGAAUCUGAUCACUUACUAGAAAGCCAGCUUGCUUUUUAUCUGGAAACUUUAGCAUAUGACAAAAAUCAUAACAAAAGAAAUGUUGCUGAUAAGUUGACUAUUUUGGAUGACAUUAAUGAAGAGGCCGGUGAUGUAGAUUUCUCUGGCAUGUCAAUAUUGGCCGCUGCUGCCUGCAGUAGUGAAAUAGUGAGUGACACCUUAAACAUUGGAGGUAUUGUUUCAAAAGGAUAUUCUUCUAAAGAAGAACUUUUAGAAGGCACACAAGGUGCCCAAUCACAUUCCUUAUAUGAAGAUAAAGACCGGCAAUCUGAAUCUACUCAAGGUUUACAAGAAAAUUGUAACAUCCCUGUGGAAGAAUGUUCAGAAUUCAAACCUACCGAUGAUGAUAAUCUCCAAGGGUCAGCGAGCAAAAAGAACUUCACAGUUUCAUGGCAAAAUGAUUCUGAUAAGAUAAGAUCCUCUGUCUCUGAUUCUAGGCUUCACUGGGACCUUAACACUGCCAUGGAUGCCUGGAAUAGCAAUUUUGAUGCAGCUGUAGUCUCCGAGCCACUUCCACCUGAUCCUGUAUGUGAAAAUCUCAGUCACAAUGAAAAGCUGGCAGAUUUUGAAACUUUUCAGGAUCGAGUUGGAAAUGCAGAGAGCACAUGCUCUACUGGACUUGGUGAAAGCUUGGAAAAUGUGGCUGAUCUCCCAAAGGAUGACUGUGCAUUGCUUAAGUCAGAGGUUUGGGAAAAACCUGAUUCAUGCAAUAAUAAUUCAAUGACUGAUCAUGAUCACGUAAAACGGUGCUGCUCUCUUCCUUAUGGUGAUUGUUUGCUCGAAGAGAAUUUGGUUACUGCCUCAGUUUCUUUGGUCAACUCUUCUGAAGAAACUGAAGUUGUUUACGAUCAAAGAAACUGCCUCUGUAGUACUGAAGUUGUUUCUUCAGUAGCUAGAGAUAUUCUUGGUUCCUUGAGGGAUGCCACUUUGGUAAUUGAAUCUAUUGAUAAAGCAAAGGCUGAUGCAGACACUGGCUUGAUGUCAGAAACUGAAACAUCAUUUUGUCUUUUGCCUUGUAGUGGGAAUACCAGCUCUGACUUCCAUAAUGAUGCACAUAAUCCUCAUCUGAAUUUGGUACAAUCAAACCGUAAGCCAAUCUCCGAUGAGAAACCAAAUAUAGUUGCAUCCAAUACUGAGAGCAGCUCUGAUGAUCAUUCUGUGGCUAAUGCUGAAGUAGAACAGCUUAUUCACAUAAGCAUCUCUCAGAUUGACGAGCAUAGAGUUCUGAAUACUGAUUUAGAGAGUGGUGAUCAGUCUUCUGUCCUUGCUGAGAAAGCUUCUGAUGUUUUGUUUGAUGCAAAUGCUAUCAGCAAUAUGGUGGAAACAUGUCGAUCUGGUGAAAUUGUACAUUGUGAUGACAUUGAUGUCACCAAUGGUCUGCAUGCCGAGGGAUCUUCCAGAGAAGUGGAUGGGAGUCCAUGCCUAUUAAAUGGUCAUCAUCAGAGCAGCUUAGGGUCAUUCUAUCCUGAUGUGUUAUGUUCUAUAAUCACAUGUGUUGGCAAAUAUGAACAGUCUACAACAGAGCUAAAGGUUGACAAUGAUAAGUGUGUUGGGUCUGUGGCACCUAUUUCAGUUUCAGCUGAUAUGACAGUGAAAGAAAUUGAUGUCAGUUUGGUAGAUAAUGCUAUGAAUACUCAGGAGGCAGGCAAAAGCUACAUGGAUUCUUGUGUAGAUUAUUCUGGAGAAGUUGCUUUCAAUGAUCAUAUCCAUAAUUAUGACUCAGAUGCAUCUCAUCUUGAUGCUUGCCAGGCCAAUGGAAUGGAAAAAGUCGACCUUCUGGUAGAUGAGGACUCUCAAUUUGAGGAUGGCGAAUUUAGGGAAUCAGUUCUACAAAGUUGGGGAGAAGAUGGAGCUGAGGAAAGGGUGUCUGCACAUUUGGAUUAUGGCUCUGACAACAGAGAGAAUGCUGUCCUUGAAGCAGUUUCUUGUUUCCCUGAUUCUCUUCCUUCUUCUAUUGAAAACAUGAUGGGUAAAAGCAGGGAUGUGUCAGUUGCUAUUCAUGAUGGAGCAGCUAACAUUAUGAAUAGUUUGUUUGUUGUUUCUCAACCUUCAUUGAAGUGCUUAUCCAAAUCAUCCUCUUUGGAUUCAGGAGAUGGGAAGAAAACUUCUACAGAUAUCGGAAGUAAGGAUUGCACAGGUCAUUUGACAGUGAAGAUGAUUGGACAGGGUGGAUUUCAAGAUGGUGAGAAUAACAGGUGGCCUCCAGCUAGUGUGAGAAUGAAAUAUUCAGGAUGGGAUCAGUUGCCUGUAGCCUGUUUACAUAUUGGAGAUGGCAUGUUGGACACUGGGAUUGGCUCUGUUAAACAAGAUGGUAAAGCUGGUGCUUUGGAUGAAUCUGGUGCUGAUGAAUUGGUGGGAAGAUCUGGUUUGUCAUUCAGGAGAGGCUUCUCAUCCCGAGUUGAGAGGCCAAUGUCCUCAGAUGAGUCACAUAGGCAAGAUAGUUCUUCUGCUAGAAUAACCAGGCGAGAUAGUUCUUCUUCUAGAAUGACCAGAUCUGAUGAUCAUGGUGGUCUAAAUACGAAAGUUGAAAGGAAUACUGGUGCUCCUAAAUCAGUUGGGACGGGCAGAUCAUCUCAGCAUCCUCAAGGGAUGGUCAGAGACAUACAUUGCUUUGAUUCUUCCAAUCAUCAUCGUCCCAAGUGUCCCGGUUCACCUGGUUACUGUGAUGCACCUAGUGCUCUACAUGGAUCAAGGAAUGCGGCUGCAGCAGCUGCUGCAAAGGUGGAGAGUAAUGGCUUUGUUGUUGCACAUGAUGGCACGAUAGCUAAGGCAGGUGGUGCUGGAAAUGCUGGCCGUGUGGUAAGACAAUCUACCAAUGCUUCAUCACAAAGUAGAUGGGGGUCACAAGCUGAGACAGAGCUUGCAUGUGGUGUGCAGAGAAGAUUCAGAAGUUUAAGGGACAUGAGCCCUAACUGGCACUUCAGUGUCAGUAGGAGCCAGGCUGGUAAAUAUGGUCAUGAAAUGGCCAGGGACCGGUAUCACAGACCUGUGCCUGAUGACAGAAUGAACUUAUCACCACCUGUGCACCAUUCAUCUAGGAGAGACAGGAGCUUCUCUCCACACAAAGGGCCCCUUUGUCUAUCUCGUUCUCGCACUGGAUUUCCUUCAAGAUCUAGAAUUCGAUCCCCUCAUCUGUGGACAUCCCCUAGGAGAAGUGAAAUUGGGAUGAAUAAUGUCUUGGGUUAUUCCAGGGGCAGCAGGUCUCUCAGAGCCAGAAUGGUGAGAAUGAGGUCACCCCAUUUACGAUCUAGCGUUGAGGACCCCAUGGUAGGGUAUGGCCCCACUUCGAGAACCUUUGCUUCCCCAUUGCAUCAUUCAAGUUGGAUUGGUGAAAGGAGGGAUUCAUCCAAUCAUCUCAGGGAGCAUGAUUACAGGCGGCGAUCUAGAAGAAGUCCAUCUACUAAAGCUUUUACAAACUCUAAGCUUGACUCGGUGCAUUCACAUGGAAGAUCAGAGCCUAAUGGUCGCCAUCAUCAUCUGCAUGCUGGCAAGAUCCCCGAGAUCGCUGGUUUGAGUAGAGGAUAUAAAUGUGCUGGAAGUGAUGAUAGAAUGGGAUAUGGCGAUAGGUAUCAAUCGCUCCGACCUUGGAGCCAAGAAAACACUAAUAGCAAUAAAAAGUUCUUCAGGUAAGAGAUGGGGGUUCCACACUCAUAAAUCUGGACCCAAAUUCCUAUAUCAAAGUGUGGGCCCUAGGGUAUUUGGUAGGGCCCAAUUUUGAUCCAGCUUGGGUAGAACCUCAAGAGUUAAAUGAAAGAAAGGUCAUUUUAAUUAUAACAGGUGUGCAAACCCUGGUACCUGCUUCAAGUCCUAUGCAUCAAAGGUUGUGAUGCUCGCUUCUGGGCUCUAGUUCAUGAUCUUGCUUUAAUCGCAUGAGAUCAAAGAGAUGGUGAACCCUUUUAAAGUUUGUCUCCUUGGAGAGAAAGGCAUCUAGUUUCAGUACUCUAGCUUGUAAAAACAUUACAUUGUUUUGGGCUUAAGGCACAGUCUUUUUUUCGUAAUUCAUUUUUGAGUGGGAUUCUGGCUCACCAAAUUAUGAUCAAUUAACAAAGUUUGAAUCUGUGUCCUUUGGCUGUUGGCAUGCUUUUUGAACUUAGCCACAGAUACCUUUUGAGCUGUCUGCUUUUGUUAGGAAAUAAACUGUUUGCUUUUCAACUACUCUUCUGCUCAGGGCUUUUUGUGGAACCAAUUUCAAAUCAGCAACAAACAGCAUUUUUUUUUUUAUUGUAUAGCAAAAUGCUGCUCAAGGUAUAUCUUCCAUGAAAUUGUUUAAUAUGGUCAGCAUAAUUUUUUGACAGUACAGCAACAGUCCAGGAAAUUGGUUAAUAUGAUGCUUUUCUGUGUUAUAGAAGUGAACUUCAUAUGGCACUGAGCUAUGGUUCUGAUCUCCGGAAACCUCUGAUUUAACAUGAUAGAUCAUUCACCCAGAUUUUCCACAGCAAAAUUUAUGAUAGGCACUUCUCAAGUUCUGAUGGCUUUCCUGCUUCCUACCAGGUGAUGUCUGUGCAUCAGUGACAUAGUAGACUAAAUCAGCACAAUCAUCUCAAUGUAUGCAGUAUUAGAAAAUCUAUAAAAGAGGCUGCUACUGAACUUGUUCAAGGGAAUUCUUCCUUCAAGUGGCUAUGAAUCUGAUUAUUUUGGGAAGCUUCACCUUGGCAUGUCUGAAAUGAAAUAUUUCUUUAUGGUUGUCCUGUUUGAUAUCAGAUGCGCAUCUUCAUGUAGCUGAUGUUAUUUUAAAUGAGUAUGAUAUGGCACCUUUCUUGACCAUUACUAGUACAUAUCUCCAAUGCUGGUUAAUGAUUUAGGUUCUUCAUAGUUUUGAAGUAAGUUUUAAAUUUUGCAAACACUGCAAUUUUAGGUUUUAAAUGAGAUUGAAUUUAGAAAUUUUCAUUCGCGGAACUUGUGAUGAAACAAAGAUGCUUCUUUAGAGUUAUAGGUUAUUUUUAGAAUUACAAUGCAUGUUAUUAGACUUCAUUGUGAGUGUUUUAGAGUACCUUCAAAUGCUCCACGUGCUAGUUUUUUGUGGUAUGCAUUUGUAGCUUAAAGGAGAACUAGCUGAAGGCUGGAAGAAGAAAGUGCUUAUAAUGGAGAAAGGAAAGAGAUAAAUAGUACUUGUGUUGCAGGAAACCCAGAACCACAGUGGGUGGCUGCUUCACCGAGGAAAGAAGAAAGGAUAAGAUGGGAUGGUUGGAGGAUCCUGCUGCUGCAUGGUAUGAUUUGGUGAUUCCCCAAUUGUGAGUCAACAUUUCUUCAAGAAAACGUUAAAACAGUCAGGGUGGUGUACAUAUCUGGAAGACUUCGAAAUUUGUCAAUCUUAUGUUAAGAAUGGAGAGAGCUUAUGCAAUUUGGAGCUUGCCGAAAGCUUGGUAAAUGUGGCUGGCAUUCCAAGAAAUAGUCAUGCAAUAGUUACUAAUGAGGCGUAAGAAAACCUGAUACAUUUAGUAGUAAAUCUGCAGAUUUGAAAGUUGAUGACAACAAUUAUGUUGGUUUGGUGGCCCCUAUUUCCAUUACAGCUGUUAGUACCAUGGCAAACACUAUGUUGAUUUGAUAGAUGGUACCAUGGACACUGUGGCAAUGGGCAAAAGCUAUGUCAGUGUCAACUGUAAUUUUUUGACAGCAGGUCCUCAUAGCCAGAACUGAGAUAAUGAGGAUUGAUGAAAGAAAGGAUUCACCCAAUGGAACCCUUGCUUCCCCUUUACAUGCUUAAAAAUUGAUUUAUGAAAGAAAGGAUUCACCCAAUCAUCAUAGCGAACAUGAGUUGCAAGUAAGUGUUGUUCUGGAAGAAGCCCACUUAUUGAAGUAUUGCAAGGAAGUCCAAAGGCUGAUGACUACAAUCUUCCUCCACACUCUAACAGGAAUCCAGAAUUUGCUGGUUUGACGGCGGAUAAAAGUGUGAUGGUACUUAUGAUAGAAGGGGACAUGAUGGUAGAUGCAUUCUGUGGGGCAAUACAACAUUGAUAACGUUGUGAAGCACUUCAGUUAAUAUGUUUAGGAGGUUUGCAUUUUCGUAAUUCUGGACCAUGCUCAGGAGCUUCAUCAUUCUUUCAGCAGAGAGAGAGAGAGAGAGAGAGAGAGAGAGCCCAAGGGGAAUUCUCAGCUAGCUUGGAAAUUAAUCUCACAGACAUAAAUGACAGAAUGUUAGGAGUGCAAGUUCUGAUACCGGUUUCAAGUCAUGUGGCGUCCAGGGUUGCAACAAUAUGUCUUCUCAUCGAAAGGCUUUGUGACUGCAACAUACAAUUUAGUUAGCCACUUGUGUGGGCUUCUAAAGAGAUGCUGAACCCACUAAUAGUUUUUCUUUUUCUGUUAAAAGUUGCAGACUCAUAUUUCCACACUAUAAAAGCAUUACAUUGUUAGUUGAAAUUUCUAAUUUUUGGGAUAAGUUCACAUUAUUUGUCCUCCAUUUUGUUCUUCUAUAAAUUAUUAGGCCCUGUUUUGUGUA
Messenger RNA from Musa acuminata AAA Group (dessert banana), 7877 nucleotides. RefSeq lists its product as uncharacterized. Bases 1040 to 5071 code for a protein of 1343 amino acids. The record is from RefSeq and is a predicted model, not a curated record. NCBI's taxonomy places the organism in Eukaryota, Viridiplantae, Streptophyta, Magnoliopsida, Zingiberales, Musaceae. The transcript is spliced from 7 exons.